Somion occarium is the source of this 1805-nucleotide messenger RNA. The record is from the annotation of a GenBank genome assembly. NCBI's taxonomy places the organism in Eukaryota, Fungi, Basidiomycota, Agaricomycetes, Polyporales, Cerrenaceae.
AACCGCGAAGAUUCAUUACAAAAUUAGCUUUCUUCUCGGGCACGUAUGCAAUCAUCGCGCAGCUUGCGUGCACACCAAAUACUUGGUACGAGCGCUGACUUCGUUUUCAUAUUCAAACAAAAGACCAGUUACAUUGUUGUUACUGAUAUACCAUACAGGGUACGCGUCACAAAGAGGAACAUACAAUAUGCAAAUGACCGGGACGAGACAUCAGAGGCUGAAGACGCUAACCGCUAAGCUAGAUACACAGAUGGAUCGAUGAAGCGAAACUCUAUCUCGAGGAUCAUCUCUAUUUAGUAUGUUCUUCACAUGAGAAUACUUCUUCGAUGGGGCAGGGCUUACGGAGAAGGCACCUUUGUAUUUCAUUUGGUCGCUAAUGCGUUUAUGAUCGAUGAUCUGCGGAUGCUGUAUGAAAUCUGUCGAGUGCAUGAUUCAGAUUCAACAUUUUUUCGUUAGGAUUCCACAGCAAAAAAGACGCACUCACGAUGUAUGCAAUGUAGAGCGCCUAUGGAAAAACGAUGGGACUGCAUCUUAUGUAACGUGCAUCCACAAAGUCCUCUUUCAGCCUGGCAGCCCUAAAGCGCGAUGGUGUAAUUCUAUGGUAUCGUCUCUCAAUGAGAACGCCGCCACUAUCAGAGUUCAUUUGAUUCGAUUCGUGACCCUGUAUCGCAAUGCGACCGACUCUCCGAAGUACCUCAUCGAACGGAAGAUUUCCUGCGAGACCAGUUGUACACAUUUCGCUGAACAGUCAUGGACCAAGUCGCUUGCGUCAAUCUCAUCCCCAAUUGGAAUCUCAUUGCCGGACCUCCUCUCGUUGGCUACAUUCUGAACACUCUCUUUAUGGGCAUGCUCGUGGUCCAGGUUUACUACUACUAUCUUUGCUUCCCAACGGACAAGAUACAAUACAAGAUAUUGGUCUACUCCAUGCUCAUCAUCGAGAUAGUCCAGUCGGCCUUGAUGGGUAAAGACGUUUAUGACAACAAUGUCACUUUGUGGGCCUCAAACAAGAGCUGGACUACUUUCGGGACAACUUGGUUCAGCUUUUCCAUCCUUUGCGGCGUCAUUGCAACCACUGUACAACUUGUCUUUGCCAACCGCCUCUGGAUCCUUUCGAAGUCACGAAUCUUGACCGGAAUCGUUGUAUUUCUUGCUGUGGCUCAGGGCGCUGCCGCGGUUGCCACAGGAAUUAAGAUGAAGAUAGUCCCGGCGUUCUUAGAUCAAAGUGCCAUUUUUCCGUACAGGACGUCCUGGCUCGUACUGAGCGCUGCGGAUGAUAUUAUCAUUGCAACUGCAAUGACGUACUAUCUUCUCAAAGCCAAGACCGGGAUAAAGAGCACAGAUGCAAUGAUCGACCGUCUCGUUUUCCUCGUAAUCGAGACCGGAACGGCGACUGCGGUCACUGCAAUAUUGGACAUUGCCUUGUUUCUGGGCAGAAAUAAAACCACUUUGUACGGCGCUGCCGGGGCAUUCCUCACCAAAUUAUAUUCCAACACGCUUCUCGUUGGUCUCAAUAACCGCGCCAUUGCAAGGAAAACUAGAAUAUUCCAGACUGCAAGCGACGAUACCGCAGUGGAGGAUUUGAAGGCUUCUGAUGUGGUUCAUGUCAGAGGUUUUCAUAAUACUGAUACUACCGUCGACAGCAUUGGCAUGAAGGAGAUUUCUGUGUAAUAAUGGUGGAUUUGGGGCGUAUUCUAAGUGGGGGGUGCGGUGGUAGCAAGGAUUUGGUGCUUCUGUACCAGCCCUGUAGCUUAAACUGCAGAAUUUAUGUCUAUUUGCGGGACUAUGAUUAAACCGUUGAACGAGAC